GCGGUGCAGUGCUACGCUCACAGCCAGCCGGACCCCCGGGCCCCCCCAUACACGCGUGUGGCUGUGUGUCCCCCCCCGCACCCCCUCGCCAUGGUCGACGCCUUCGUGGGCACCUGGAAGCUGGUGGAUACGGCCAAUUUCGAUGAGUACAUGAAGGCGUUGGGUGAGUGGGGGGGGCCCCCCCCGACCUUGCACCCCGCAGGCGUGGGCUUCGCCACGCGGCAGAUGGCCGGCCUCACCAAACCCACCACCAUCAUCGAGGUGGAGGGUGACAAGAUCACGGUGAAGACCCAAAGCACCUUCAAGAACACGGAGAUCAGUUUCAAGCUGGGCGAGGAGUUUGACGAGACCACGGCGGACGACAGGCACGUCAAGUCCAUGGUCACGCUGGAUGGAGGCAAACUCGUCCACGUGCAGAAGUGGGAAGGGAAGCAGACGUCGCUGGUGCGGGAGCUGAAGGAUGGGAAAUUAAUUCUGACUCUCACCAUGGGCAACGUCGUCUCCACCCGCACCUACGAGAAGGCAACAUAGACGCCAUCCCCAGCUCCCCCGCCCAUCACCCGGAGCCGCAUUCUCCCCCUGCAUUGCCUCUGUCCUCGCCCCACACCGGGCACGACUUUCCGUUGUCUUGGAGCCCGCCAGGCUACCUGCUGCCCCUGUCCCCAUGGCCUCGAGGGGCUGCUUGGGGCUUGGGCGGUGGUUUGGUAGUUUGGUGGUUUUUUUUUACUAAUAAUGGGAAAACCCACAUGGAAAAAUAAUAAAGGCCAUGUUGUUACA
Molecule: messenger RNA, 777 nt
Organism: Gavia stellata (red-throated loon)
Lineage: Eukaryota; Metazoa; Chordata; Aves; Gaviiformes; Gaviidae
Gene: FABP3
Product: fatty acid binding protein 3
Exons: 4
Coding region: 91-531 (146 amino acids)
Biological process (GO): fatty acid transport
Cellular component (GO): cytosol; nucleus
Molecular function (GO): fatty acid binding
Source: RefSeq, a predicted model, not a curated record